Molecule: messenger RNA, 1086 nt
Organism: Miscanthus lutarioriparius
Lineage: Eukaryota; Viridiplantae; Streptophyta; Magnoliopsida; Poales; Poaceae
Source: the annotation of a GenBank genome assembly
AUGAACAAGUUGGCAUCCUGCUUCCUCCGGCACGGAGCACCAUCCGCCCAAAGCUUCAAGUCCUACCAUGUUCAGAGAUCCCCUUCGCUGCACUCGCUUCAGAGACGAUCCGUUUCCAUGCCCCGAAGCCGCACUGCGGACCAUGCUGCCACAGCCGCCAAAGCCACCAUCGCCCCCCUUGUCAACACGCAAGGCGCCGACGUCACCGUCGUCAGUGGCACCAGCUUCGAUUUCGAGCGCUACCUGUCGGCCAAAGCCAGGGCCGUGCACGACGCGCUGGACCUUGCCCUGCAGGGCCUGCCGUGCCCCGAGGUUCUGAGCGAGUCCAUGCGCUACUCCGUCCUCGCGGGCGGCAAGCGCCUCCGCCCCGCGCUGGCGAUCGCCGCGUGCGAGCUCGUGGGCGGGCCCGCGGCCGCGGUCGUCCCGGUGGCCUGCGCCGUCGAGAUGAUCCACACCGCGUCGCUCAUCCACGACGACAUGCCGUACAUGGACGACGACGCGCUCCGCCGCGGCCAGCCCUCCAACCACGUCGCGUUCGGCGAGCCCACGGCGCUGCUUGCGGGCGACGCGCUCCUGGCGCUCGCGUUCGAGCACGUCGCCCGCGGCAGCGCGGGCGCCGGCGUCCCCGCGGACCGCGCGCUUCGAGCCGUCCUGGAGCUCGGGAGCGCAGCUGGCGUGGGCGGCAUCGCCGCGGGGCAGGCCGCCGACAUGGCGAGCGAGGGAGCCCCCUCCGGUUCCACGGCGAGGCUCGUGGAGGCGGCGGCGGUGUCGGGCGCCGUCGUCGGCGGCGCGGGCGACGGCGAGGUCGAGCGCGUCCGUCGGUACGCGCACUUCUUGGGUCUCCUCCUCCAGGUGGUGGACGACGUGCUGGACGUGACGGCCACGUCGGAGCAGCUGGGGAAGACGGCGGGCAAGGACGCGGCCUCCGGCAAGACCACGUACCCGCGGCUGAUGGGCUUGGAGGGGGCGCGCGCAUACAUGGGCGAGCUCCUGGCGAAGGCCGAGGCGGAGCUCGACGGGUUCGACGCCGCGCGCGCGGCGCCGCUGCGGCACCUCGCGCGGUUCAUGGCGUACAGACAGCACUGA